Danio aesculapii is the source of this 1013-nucleotide messenger RNA. RefSeq names its product nucleic acid binding protein 1b (gene nabp1b). The record is from RefSeq and is a predicted model, not a curated record. Bases 1 to 651 code for a protein of 216 amino acids. The transcript is spliced from 6 exons. Gene Ontology annotation, molecular function: DNA binding. NCBI's taxonomy places the organism in Eukaryota, Metazoa, Chordata, Actinopteri, Cypriniformes, Danionidae. Gene Ontology annotation, biological process: mitotic cell cycle checkpoint signaling; double-strand break repair via homologous recombination; response to ionizing radiation. Gene Ontology annotation, cellular component: SOSS complex.
AUGGCAAAUUCACCAAACGACAAUGCGUUCUUGAUUAAAGACCUUAAAGCUGGAUUAAAAAAUAUUAAUUUGGUUUUCAUCGUCCUGGAAACUGGUCGCGUGUCUAAAACAAAGGACGGACACGAAGUGCGUUCCUGUAAGGUAGCUGACAGGACCGGAAGUAUCACCAUAUCAGUGUGGGACGAGGUGGGCAGCCUGAUUCAAACCGGAGACAUCAUUCGACUCACUCGAGGAUAUGCAUCUCUCUUCAAAGGCUGUCUUACGCUGUAUAUUGGGAGGACAGGAGACCUCCAGAAGAUCGGAGAGUUCUGCAUGAUUUUCUCUGAGAUUCCAAAUUUCAGUGAGCCCAACCCAGAGGUGCUGGCAAAAAUAAACCAAAUAAACAACACCCACGGUAAAACAGAGGCUCACGGCAGCAAUCCUUCUCUAGUGAAUCCCGGGCCACCUGCUGGACCUACAGUGAAUGGCCAGGCUGUGUAUUCCUUUUCUGCUGGCUCUAGAGAGGGCUCUUUUGGUUCAGGUGGCCGUCAUCUGAACCGCAGCCAUUGGAACAGCGGCAGUGCUUCUUCGGGUUCAGGAGGAGGAUAUGGCCCAAAACCUCCCAUCUCCAUCACCAAUGGACGGGACCCUCGCAGAGUGCUGAAGAGAUGAAGACAGGCUAUAUUGUACUUAUUUUUCAAUUUUUCAAUUUUUUUUAUUCACAGCUGAACUUUCGUUUGUUGGUUGAGUGUGUUAAUAAUUUCUUGAUUUCUGGACUGAUGAAAUUUUGCUGAAUAAAGACAUGGACAAAUAAAAUAACUCAAAAUCAUUAUCAUGCCAUUUUUGGUCUUUUAAGGGUUAGACAAUUGGAUUAUGUAAAUGUUGGUUGUACGUUUCUGUUUUGCUCUUGUUUUGAGGUAAGAGAGUUUGCUCACGGUGCAUAAAAUAGAUAUGUGCACUUACUCAGUUAGUCUGAAAUACAAAACCCCAAUAUGGCAAAGAGGGCUUUUAAAUAUGGUGUGCUAAAAAUGUUA